GGCCCCGAGGCUGCACGGGAACGAGCAAGAGGGCGAGGACGCGCAAACGGGCGCGCGCAGACCUUCCCAGGUCGAUCCGGGGAGGGACGCUGGGAAGGAGGGGGACGGUACUGACGGUACCCCGUUACUGAGCCGUUAGCGCGCGAGCUGCUGAGUCAAUAACCAUGGCAACAGCAGCAGCAGCAGCAGCAGCAGGACCAGCGGAGGCGCCGCGCGGUGGACGGCGCCGUCGUUGAGCAACGGCCGGUGUGUGUGUGUGUGUGUGUGUGUGUGUGUGUGUGUGCGCGCUCGAGUAUCCGCAUAGCCACCGUGGCACCGACUCGCAGCCACAAACAACCCGGCAGGUGAACCGAGCGGGGAAGGAGCACAUGAGAAACCGGGAGGAGACAAAGCAGAGGGUCGCAGCGAGUUCGGGCGAGAGGUGAUGAGCUGGAAUAGAUCAUGUCUGAAGUGCAGGGAACCGUGGAGUUUUCUGUGGAACUCCACAAGUUUCAUAACGUGGAUCUCUUCCAAAGAGGGUUCUAUCAGGUUCGAGCUGGACUCAAAGUGUCGUCACGGGUGCCACACCGCCUGAUUGCAACGACAGGGGGUCACACAGGCGAAUGCAGUUUUACAUCUGCAGGGGUCCACGAUGGGACUGUUUACAGCAGGAUCUUCCAGAUCAUGUACAGAAACGAGGAGAUAGCCGUGAACGACUCCAUGAACUUCAAGGUCCACCUGCUGCUAGACGGAGAGAGAGUGGAAGAGGCUCUGGGUGAAGUAGAUUUCCAGUUAAAACUGGACCUGCAUUUCACAGACAACGAGCAGCAGCUGAGCGAGAUCGCAGCGGUACCUCUGAUAAGCAGCCGCACCCUGGGUCUCCACUUCCACCCCCGCAAGGGGCUGCACCACCACGUGCCGGUCAUGUUCGACUACUUCCACCUGUCCGUCAUCUCCGUCUCCAUCCACGCCUCCUUGGUCGCCUUACAUCAGCCGUUGAUCAGCUUCGCUCGUUCAGGGAAGGGCUCGUGGUUGGGGAGGGGCUCCCCGGAGAAUGGCACUGACCCCACCACCAUGUCCAUGGAGAACCUCAUAUUCGGGGCGGGCUACUGCAAGCCCGUUUUAAACGAGCAGGGCAGUUUCUACGUGCCGUCCGAGAACUGCCUGCAGCGCGCUCACACGUGGCACCGCAGGCUCUGCCGUCUCCUGCUGGCGGCACACAGAGGCCUGCGCUCCUACUACAGCGGCCUGAUGCAGGAGGUCCCUCAGCUCACGCAGGUGGACGUAGAUGAGCUGCCAGUAGAAGAAACGCUGACUCAGCUAUCGAUAGAACUGCAGCUGCAGAGCAGCCAGGAGAAGGUGGUGGAGCAGAUCGGCCGGGACCUCACGCACCUGUGCUCGCAGCUCACAGCCCUGUGGAACCGGUUUGCGGAGGCCGUGGUGCCGCACGCCGGUGUCCUGUCGUACUUGGCCCAGGAGCAUCACACAUUGCGGGUCAGACGGUUCUCAGAAGCUUACUUUUUCACCGAACAUCCCAAAGAGCUGUGUGUGACUUUCCAGGAAGACUUGAUCACCAGACACGCGCAGAUUGCUGUGGAGACCCGCAAUUCGGAGUAUCUCACCCGGAUGCCACCCCUGCCCGUAGAGUGCCUCGACAUCGAUGGAGACUGGAGCAGUCUACCCAUCAUCUUUGAAGACAGAUAUGUUGACUUUCCUUCUCUCGAUCACGAAGCGGUGCUGGACGGCGUCUCGCCGAGCGUGUCCCCCGUGCCAACUCCCGCCGCGUGCGAUGAGCCGCUCGUUUCAGACUGUCCGGCCGCAGCUGCCAAAUCCUCCAGUCCUGCCGAAGGUCUGGAUUCUUCCUCACCAGCAAUAAACGUGGGUCGGCCCGACCGCGUACGCCCGCCUGCGUACGCGUCCUUGAUCGGACGGCGCGGCGAGAGUCAUAACGACCGCGUGGAGGCUGAUGACUCCGAAGGUAGGGGUGCGUCCGACCGUGAGGAGGGAUGCUCCUUGGACCCACCUGCUGCUGACAUAGAGGACGACUCCGUCGCCGGCCUCAAGUACAUCGAAAUCAGGCCCAGGGAUACAGAUCCGUACAGAGGAGGUGCUGACCCAACUGAGGCACCAGAGAACAGCAUUGGCUACGAGUUCAGUGACUCCAGCAGCGCAGACCCAUCCCACACGCGUGACUUACGGCAGGAUGAAUCCAGGAGACGCAUUCUCAUAAACAUUCAGGACAACAACGGAGGACAUAGUGGAGAUGUGUCAGAAGGCGGUGUCCCUCGGAGCGGUGAUCCACACGUGUCUCCUCGACAGAUGGACCAGUGCUCGGCUGAUGGCGAUGAAGACUUGCUGCUGAGCACGUUGUCUACCUCAGACAGCCCUCCGCUAGGGCACCGAACAGUGGCGCACGCACCUGCCGACGCGCCCAGGGAGGACCUCCUCCAAGCAGAGAGCGUGCCCAGGAGGCGCAGCAUCGCGGGCUCUAAAACAAUGAAAAGGUCUUCUUCGGUCAUCUCCGACUCGGGCAUCGAGAGUGAGCCCAGCUCGGUGGCGUGGCCCGACGUGCGGGGGCGGGCACCGGACUUCUCGAGCGAGCGCGACAUCCUGCAGCACUUGACGCGGCGACACGCCGUCCACCGCAACUCCCUGGAGGGCUUUCAGACGGAGAGCAACACCAGCCUGCCCAGCGGCAUCCAGGCCUCGCUCACCUCCAUCAGCUCGCUGCCCUACGAGGAGGAGCAGGAGGUGGAGCUCAGCAAGCUGACUAAGUCCGUUUCGGCACCCCAGAUCAGCAGUCCCGAGGACACGGAGGAAGAUCAAGAGCCGGCGAACAAGGAGCCAGAUGAGGAAAGCGAGGGUACGAGUGGCUACGAGCAAGAAGACGCAUACGUCGCCGUCGUAGGAGAUACCAUCAGACCUGUUGGUCUUUCGGCUGAAAACGGAUCAUUUCUAGAGGACAUCUUGGGAAGUGAUCUGCCAGGUGGAAUCUUAUUUAACGGGGGGGUCACCGCGGUCCCUCAGGGGACUUUACCUUUCCCAGACGAUAAUAAGGAUUCGGAAAAUGCCGACGUAACAGGCGACCCGCCUGACGUCCUCGGAGAGGAAGCCGUGUUGAGCGGAGUUCCAGAAGUUCUGCUUUUCCAACGCUUUGUUGAGGGUCACACCGAUGAUGACUCGGAUUUUGUCAAAGCGGUUGGGGAUCCGGAGCACGGUCACAUCAGCAGCGUGUUAAACCUGCACGGCCCCCUGGCACCUGUCUCCGAGGAGUACGCAGGGAAGGAGAACGACGAGAGUUUCCGACAGAUUCGGCUCGGCGACGAGGAUGAGAAGACGUGCGAUCCUCUGGGUGGAGGUGGGAGCUGGCAGCCGAGCCCCGUGCGAGCGGCCCCUGUUCUCCCGCUGGGUGCUGCGGUUGCCGGAAAGGAACCCCAGCCCUUUGAUGGUCUAGGCAAACCUGGGAAAGGUGCCACAUCGGGCUUGGCGUUUGUGAACAAGAAGGUGGUGGAGGUGGUGAACAUGUCGGUGUCGUGCGCCCCGACAUGCCUGCCCUUCUCCUCCGUGCUCCGCGACUCGCCGUCCAUAAGUGGGAUCUCCGCCCGGCAAGCCGCUUCCCCCAUCACCCAUCAGCCCCUGGGCUCUUUCGGCCUCAUCUCCUCUUCCUCCUUCUGUGCGGACGAGGAGACCAACGAGAGGAUGCUCAAUUUCUACAAGGCCAAAGAGGAUCUGAUGGCGGAACUGAACUUCCGGGCCUCUCUGUACAGCGACCUUCCUCAGCUGGCCUCUGAUCUGCCCUACUUCCCCCCGGAGGAGGAAGAAGAGGAGUUUGAAGAUGGUAUCCAUUUAGUGAUCUGUGUCCAUGGCCUCGAUGGAAACAGUGCGGAUCUACGCCUGGUGAAGACCUUCAUCGAGUUAGGCUUGCCUGGGUCUAGACUGGACUUCUUGAUGUCAGAGCGAAACCAGACAGACACCUUUGCCGAUUUUGACACAAUGACGGACAGGCUGCUCGACGAAAUCAUUCAGCACAUUCAGCUGUAUAACUUGACCAUAGGCCGAAUAAGUUUCAUCGGCCACUCCCUAGGGAACGUGAUCAUCCGCUCCGUGUUAACAAGGCCGCGCUUCCGCUGCUACCUGUGCAAGCUGCACACCUUCCUGUCGCUGUCGGGUCCGCACCUGGGCACCCUGUACAACAGCAGCGCCCUGGUCAGCACGGGGCUGUGGUUGAUGCAGAAGCUGAAGAAGUCCGGAUCGCUGCUGCAGCUGACGUUCCGGGAUCACGCGGACCCGCGGAAAACCUUCCUCUAUCUGCUCAGCCAGAAACCAGGGCUCCAGUACUUCAAGAACGUGGUGCUGGUGGCCUCGCCCCAGGACCGCUACGUUCCCUUCCACUCUGCGCGGAUAGAGAUGUGCAGGACAGCUCUCAAAGACAGGACCACGGGCCCCGUGUACACGGAGAUGAUCAACAACCUGCUCCGUCCCCUGGUGGAGGCGAAGGGCUGCCGGCUGAUCCGCCAGAACGUGUUCCACGCUCUUCCCAACACGGCCAACACGCUGAUAGGGCGGGCGGCUCACAUCGCCGUGCUCGACUCGGAGCUGUUCCUUGAGAAGUUCUUCUUGGUCGCCGGACUCAGCUACUUCAAGUAGUGGUCUCGCCAUCACGGCUGAGGGAGAGGAAGGUGCGAAGGGAGGAAGGUGGGGGUGUACAGGUGAACCCCACCCUAUAGCUAUACACGUGUACUUAACGUUUACAACAAUUCAGUUAUCGCUGUUAAUAAGGUGAAGAAAGCACUGGUACGGAUGGCUGGAGAUCCGCUCGAAGGACGGACCUCGAAAGCUUUUAAAAUACCGCCAACUUUUGUUUAUUUCCUCGACCGAACAAUUUUGUAAACCGUAGAGACGCUCCGAAGCCCACGGAUUAGAAGUAAUCUGCGAGCGUAUUUUAUUGUAAAAUAAUGGUUAACUUUCUUUGAAAGGGAAUAAUAGUUAAACGUGCUUGGCAAGCAUUUAUUUUUUUGACGCCGUCGAAAAGCUUGCGUGUGCAUCCAGUAGAGCUUCUGUACUGUAUUAAAAGCCGUCAGAUACACAAACAAGCCAAACCGGUAACAUUAAUAACUGAUACAAACACUCAUUUACUCUCUGUAAGUCAUUUAUAUGCUGAUAUUACAUGGUGAAGUAUCUGGGUGUUAUAAUAACGUAUCACAUAUUCGGUGUUAUUAAUGUUUCUAUUACGACAGCAUUGGCCGUUAAAUGCCUUGAUUUUUUUAAAGGCAUAACACUGCGCGCACACACAUACACACACACACACACACCAUAGCUUAAUGUAAAAAUAUCAAAUUUCAUAAUUCCAUGACACAUUUCAUACUUUGUAAUAAUUAAUCAGUAUGAGAGCAUUGCACCUGUUUUGUGGAAAAAAAAAAAAACUUUUGCUAAGUAUUUUAUUAUUUUAUCUCUGCUGUAUUCACCGAAACUUUAGAAGUAUGUAACAAUUCAAUCAAUGCAAGUGUCGGUUAUGUGACCACGAUAAAGGACAUUUAUUUCCGAUGAUCCAUUCUUCCUUCCGCUUUCCUCAGACAUGCUUUGUGAUUUUUAAAGGCACUUAAAGUACAGACAGCAUUAUUUAACUGUGUGCCGUUUCGUUUUAUUUAUCUUCUCCGAGUCACGCUGUUGUUCCGAGAUGUGUAACAAAGUGAACAAGACAAUUAACAGCACCAGUCAGGGAUGUGAUUUCGGUAAACGUGUCCGAAACUGAUGUACUGUAGCACUGAAGACCAGUCCGAUCAAACGCGUUUACAUUUUUAUACUGAAAGCGGCUGUCACGUUAUUAACAACAAUAGUCUUGCACAUUUGACUUCCUGCGCUGAAGAACAUGCACGGAUUACCACGUUAAAAGGACCGCUGUGUUAAUUGUUCACCCCAUGGCCUGUGUCUGUAACGUCCCAGUCUAUCCGGUUUGACCGUACGCAACAUCACUUUGGCAUUGGCUUGUGUUUGUGUGUGUUUUUGUUUUCCUUUGUUUUUUCUUUUUUUUUUUUGCAAGAUGAGUUGUAAGUUCCAUUAAGUCGUCACAUCUUUGUGCCGUCCUUGAAAAACAGAAAGGGUGACAUGUCAAAGUGCUCUUUGUAUUUAUACGCUUUCCUUUGUUUGCUCAACUCCCGCAUUGUAAGCAAUGUGUCGCCAUGAUUGACUUUAAUUAAAUGACUCCCUUUAGAAUCAAGAUUCAGUUACAUGCCACUUUCCACCAUGUAAGCAAUCUUUGAACUGCAAGGCAUCAUGGGUCAUUUCACAUUGAUUUCCAACACGGUGUACACCCCCCACCCCCGUUUUCUCAGUUUUCUUUGAAAGGGUGUUCCGUUUGACCCAGUGCUACCACAUUAUAAGGGCAGUGUUCGUUAGAAGGAGUAAAUCAUGGCUAAUCCAUCAGCUAAGUGACCCGCUGCUUCAGUUGGGUAACAAUUUAACUGAAUAUCCAGCGUAAAUUUACAGAGAAACCCUUUAAUUCCUGAAGUUCAAUGACAUAUCAUUUAGCAAGGUUUUUAGCUAAUUCCGAAGAAAGUGCAUGUUUUACAUUAAAAUGAACUAACGACUAGCAAAAGACACAACAAAAGUAUUGCCACCUUUUACGAUUUGUACAUUUUAACGGCAUGUGAGUAAUUGACUCAUCUGGGUAGCUAUGUGUCAACUGAACGUCAAAUUAUAUGAAUAAAUGUACAGAGUAUUUAUGAUGCUGUUGUCGCUGAGGAUUAACAACUACGUUCUUUAAAACAACUGGAAGUUCGAAGUGUUGAAUUCUUGAAUUCCCUCACAGAAAACUAUUGGUGCUGUUAUGAAGAAAGGAUUUAUGUUUUUUUUCUAGAGGAACGCUCCCCUCGUGGUCUGAGAAAGGAUCAGACGAUACCCUUAACUAUAACACUGAUCAAGUCCAGUCGUACCCAUAUUUUAUUUUAUUUUUUUUCAUAUUGCCAUCUUUUUAAAUUAGUUUUCACCUAUCUUACUUCAUACGUGUACUGGUGUGUUUGUUUUACCCAGGCAGCUUGACUUGUUAUAAAAUGCACUGUUUAUGAAGUAAGAUACGUAUAAUAUUAAUUGUAGUACUAUUUGUCUGCUACUAAGUAUUGUGUUGACAUUUGGGACACAAUCCUUAAUGUAAAUUCAUUCAUGAAUGUAAAAAAAGGAUACAAUGUUUUGAAUUCACUGUGAGAUGGUAAGUGUAUUAUUUAUUUUCUUUAUAAUAUGUUGUCUGUUUAGAAAUCCAUCUGUGCCAAUAUUAUUGAACUAUUUUUCUAUGUUUGCUUACUGUACGUGUUCCUUGUUGUAAC
Messenger RNA from Scleropages formosus (Asian bonytongue), 7298 nucleotides. RefSeq names its product family with sequence similarity 135 member B (gene fam135b). The record is from RefSeq and is a predicted model, not a curated record. Gene Ontology annotation, biological process: lipid metabolic process. NCBI's taxonomy places the organism in Eukaryota, Metazoa, Chordata, Actinopteri, Osteoglossiformes, Osteoglossidae. Bases 442 to 4626 code for a protein of 1394 amino acids. The transcript has 20 exons.